AUGGCGUUUAAAAUAAAAGAGGAACACAUGGAAGUUUUGAUUGACUUUAUGGAAACUCACAACGAUUUUGCCACUGGACGGUUGUCCACAAAUAAUGCAAAAGAAAAAUACAAACUUCUAUGGACCGAACUAACAAUAAGGUUAAAUUCUUUAGGUUUAGGAGAAAGAACGAAAGAAAAAUGGCAGAAGACAUGGACUGAUUACAAGUGUAACCUAAAAAAAAAAGCAAGCGAAAUAAAAAAUGCCCAAGAAGGAACAGGCGGAGGGCCAGAACUGAAAAAACAACUAAGCAAUAUGGAAAUGAGAGUUUUAUCUUUACUUGGAAAUACCUUUUAUGAAGGUUGUGGGACCCCAGAGAGAGGCCUUAAUUAUAUAAAGCCUAAUACUUCUGUUCCCGAAGAAAAAACAAAUCCUAUAACAAAAAAAAUGAAAAGAGGCGAUACAUGUGAAAGUACUGACAAUCUGUAUAAGGAAACUAUUCGUUGUUUGAAUAAUAUUGAAACAAAUAUCACAUCAAAUUUAAAGGAAAUUAACAAUACUUUAAGUUCAAAUUUAAACGAACUGAAUAAUACUUUAAGUUCAAAAUUUGACGAACUUAUUUCAGUUUUAAAAAGAAAGGAAGACAACUAA
This is a messenger RNA of Psylliodes chrysocephalus, 630 nucleotides long. Lineage: Eukaryota; Metazoa; Arthropoda; Insecta; Coleoptera; Chrysomelidae. The record is from the annotation of a GenBank genome assembly.